Messenger RNA from Balaenoptera musculus (blue whale), 723 nucleotides. RefSeq names its product chromosome 18 C13orf46 homolog (gene C18H13orf46). NCBI's taxonomy places the organism in Eukaryota, Metazoa, Chordata, Mammalia, Artiodactyla, Balaenopteridae. The coding region runs from base 1 to 624 and encodes 207 amino acids. The transcript is spliced from 8 exons. The record is from RefSeq and is a predicted model, not a curated record.
AUGGAGAAGGACACCACGGCCGCACACAGGAGGCACCGGCUGGGCCCCGGGGCCCCUCCCUCGGCCGUGAGCCCCGGACACCUCAAGGCGGCCAGCAAGAUGGCUGAGCUCCAGAGGAGCCGGAGUGUGGGCGGCCUGCACCAGAAGGGGGACCCCCCGAGCUGCAUCAAGACGCUGUGCAAGGAGCUAGAGUCUGAAGAUCAGGGGAAGGACCUCAGAAGCGACGCGGAAGAUGCCCGCUGCCAGGCAAACCCGGAGGAAGACGAGCUGGAGCAGCGCCAGGACGCCGCUGGGCAGGUGCAGGGGAGUUGGAAGGAGGCAGAGCCCGAGGCCAGCGGCCAGGAGGAGCCGGACGGCAGGGAGAGCACAGACAAGUGUGCCCUGGAGGCCAAGGAAGGGGAGCCGGAGUCCGUACAGCUGGGUGACCUUCUGCAAAAAGAGAAACCACCUGUGUUUGUGGAGAUUGAUCUGGGAGACCGAGCAGAGGAGGUGAUCACAUGUGCCAUGAAAGAAGAGAAGCGAUCCCAGAUGGACAUGGGGGAUUUUUCAGAGGACGAGACCGGGACCAGCUGGGUGUGCUGCAUCCCAUACUCCACCAGGAAGAAGGUGGGGGAGAGCUCAUAGCAGCCGGGAGAAGGGUCGGCCAGGCCGGGAGGGGCGAGGGACGAAGACAGCUGCCCUGAGAGACGCCACGCAGACCUGGUGCCGUGACCACCCCACGUG